Neodiprion fabricii is the source of this 4718-nucleotide messenger RNA. RefSeq names its product ATP-binding cassette sub-family G member 4-like. The record is from RefSeq and is a predicted model, not a curated record. Gene Ontology annotation, cellular component: plasma membrane. The coding region runs from base 1908 to 3710 and encodes 600 amino acids. Gene Ontology annotation, molecular function: ATP hydrolysis activity; ABC-type transporter activity; ATP binding. NCBI's taxonomy places the organism in Eukaryota, Metazoa, Arthropoda, Insecta, Hymenoptera, Diprionidae. The transcript has a single exon.
AUCGGAUCACAGCGACGAAUUUUCAUUCUGAAAACUAAGUCCGUGCUAAAACGUAUACCGACAUUAAUUCGACCAUCACAGAAAACCACGCAUAUCCGUAUAAUACCGAUUACGCAGGACAGGAACUAACGACUGCUUUACUUACAUAGGUAUAACAUACGAAUUGAAUGUCCGCGUUUCACGUUAAUGCUACCGCCUGCAUAAUGUAUACUAAAUUUAUGUCACAAACGCAUAUUAUCAUUAUUAUCGUUCCGAACAACUGACAGUGGUAUGUGUCUAACGUUGAAGAAUAAUAGACGAUUCAUCGCGUGUAGUUUCCAUACUAGAAUACCGCAUAUCAUACGUGUUAAAUGCAGUCAAAGUUUGAAAUCUUCUACGACGGAAAGCUGCUGGUCCACUGCUGGUCAAUCUGUACGAUAGUCUUUUAUCAGGCUGAAGUUUGUAACAUUAUUGUAAUGCUGUAUCUUUAGAAAUACUCGUUAUUCUGCAACUUUAAAGGAUUAUGUGAAAUUUAGGAAACCGUUAAUAUAGCAUGAACAACCUCAGAUUUUAUCAAUUUAUCUUAUUGUGUUAUUCUAAAGGUACAAAAUAGAAAUUUUUGUCCCAACGUUUCGAUACGGUAACGUUACUAACUUCAGCCACAUAGUUUUUUCCUUUAAAAACGAGAAAAACGUAGAUACAGUUACACGUGUAAUGUUAUACCAUCGUACCAAGUCCAUACGUACGGUACGUUAUGCAUGCGUGUAUGUGCAGUCAUCGGUCAUCCGACUCUCUCAGCAUGCAUAGUGGAUGUAGUCACGGUAUAGUUGCUGAUAGCAGUUCAAGAUAACCUCAAACUUAACCCAGAUUGUAGUGGACGAUAUGCUGGGGAAUGUUUCCCUUAUCGUACAAAAUUUAAGAGUGAUGUCUGUGAAUUCGAGUAUGUAGGUCGUUGUCGGCAAUACAGCACGAACAAGCCGUGAGUUUGAUGCUACGUCCAAUACAAUACAUGCGCAACAUAAUGUCGACGUUUGUCAAAAAAGAAGAAAAUACUGAAAUGAAAAACGUGCUAAAACAUAAUCAUGUCCAGUGUUCAUCAGCGUAACGAUGCAGUUUUACGAGCGUCUUCUCUGCCUGGAAAUAUUUCAAACGAUUAUUGCAAUUCGCAAUUUCGAAUUGCGUGUCGAAGCGGUCGGGUCAACCUGUCGCAAUAUUCAAGUGUGAGUUGUAAGUCUAUGGUUGUGUGAGUCGUGAGUUUACGGUUGUGUGAGUUGCAAGUCUAUCGUUGUGUGGGGUUCGCGACGCCGAUUUGACCAAUAGCAGACGCAUGGUUUAACGCACACAGUUUGAAGCCGCGGUUGCAGGUACAUGCAUACAUGCACGUCGAAACUUGCGGCAGAGAAAGGAGACUCGGCACACUUUAUCUGUAUAGUGUGUAUUACAGCUAGAACAAAGGUGGUAGGGAGUUGACAACUGAAUCUAUCCAUCCAUCCGGCGUCUACGGACAGAGUUAAUAGAGGAUUCCUCAGUUUGAAAACAACUCCGGCGGGAAGUAGACCUAUGUCCAAACUAGGAGUCCUUCGACAGAAAAAGGAAAGAGCAAUUUGAAGUUUACAAGUGUGGAUAAACCGGUAUUGUCAAGGUAUUUCUUGAGUAUUCUCUGAGUUCAGUAAAGAUCCGGUUUCCUUGGCAAAUAAACUAAUAAAAUGAGAAAAACCUGACAGGAACCAUGUAAGCGAUUCACCGACGCUACAAAACUCAGUUACUCGCAUCACUUGGCUGUAUCUCACGAGUAAGUGAGGUGAUACAAAGUUCCCAAGUUGUCGACCUCAAGUAAAGGUCUCCAAACGACUUUGACUUUCAGUGUUCUAGAUUCGGCAGUUCAUUUACUCUAUCUCUACACGAUCGGUACUUGGUUUGGUAAUAAAAUGUACCAACGAUCGGUGCUGAUAACCCUACCAAAGGCACAGUCGAUAGACAUAGAAUUUAACUCCGUGACAUUCUAUGCUCAGCAUGGAUGUUGCACCCCGAAAAAGGAAAUACUCAAGGGACUAUCGGGUCGGUUUAAAUCUGGGGAAUUGACGGCUAUAAUGGGUCCGUCCGGGGCAGGUAAAUCGACGUUGUUAAAUAUCCUGACCGGAUUCAGAAAGAAAAAUGUCUCCGGCAGGAUAAGCUACAUCGGCUCGAACGGCAAGCAGGAAUGGAACGCUUACAAGAAAGAAUCGUGCUACAUUCAACAGGACGAUCAACUUCUCCCAUUGUUUACGGUGAACGAGGCGAUGCAAAUAGCUGCCGACCUCAAGCUGGGUGCAUCUCUGAACAAGAAGGCGAAACAAAUGCUGAUAGACGACGUUCUUGACUCCCUGGACCUCUCCAAAACCAAAAAAACUCGUUGCAACCGCCUGAGCGGGGGCCAAAAAAAGAGACUAAGCAUCGCUCUCGAGCUCCUGGACAACCCGCCUGUCAUGUUUUUGGACGAACCAACGACUGGUCUGGACUCCUCAUCCUCUCUCCAAGUCGUCUCAACGCUGAAAUCCCUCGCCAAGGCUGGAAGAACGAUAGUGUGUACCAUCCACCAGCCCAGUGCGACAAUAUACGAAAUGUUCGACCACAUUUACCUUGUCGCUGAGGGUAACUGUGUGUACCAGGGUGCAGCCAACAACACUGUCAAAUACUUAAACAACUUGGGACUGAACUGUCCCAAGUACCACAAUCCCGCUGACUAUAUAAUAGAGGUGAUCAACAAGGAGUAUGGCAACUUCAACGAGCAGCUCGCCAUCGCAUCCUGUGAGGAAAACUGGAGGGCACCACCGGUGAUAAAGAACAUCAACCUUCAAGAGAUGGACAGGCGACUCAGCGAAGAAGGAAAAGCUAAGGUCCUGAUCAACCCUCCGUCAGAGCUGAGCAGGUUUUGGACAUUGCUGAACCGCAACUUGGUCCAGCUGUACCGCGACUGGACUGUCACCCACCUCAAGCUGAUUCUCCACUUUUGCGUCGGCGUGCUCCUCGGCCUGCUGUACCUCAACGCCGGGGACGACGGCUCCAAAACCAUCAGCAACGUCGGGUUCCUGCUCGUAUCUGCCGUUUACCUGUGCUACACCAGCAUGAUGCCCGCAGUUCUUCACUUCCCGUCUCAGCUCCCCGUGCUCAAGAAGGAGCAGUUCAACAACUGGUAUCACCUCAAAACCUACUACGCAGCAUUUCUGGUCGCCAAUCUGCCCAUGCAGACUCUCUUUGCCAUCGUCUACUGCUCCAUUUCCUACUUCCUCAGUAGUCAACCGCUCGACUGGAAUAGAUUUCUGAUGUUCCUCGCCAUCGCUGUACUCACCACUCUGACAGCGGAGAGCAUCGGUCUUGUCUUGGGAACAACUGUGAACCCGAUCAACGGUACAUUCCUAGGCGCCAUUUCUACCGCGGUUAUGCUGACAUUUGCUGGAUUUUUUGUAUUGUUCAAUCACAUGCCAACUUUCCUCUAUUACCUGAGCUACUUGAGCUAUCUUCGCUACUCGCUUGAAGGACUCGUUCAGGCAGUCUACGGUUUUAACAGAGGAGAUUUGAACUGUCCAGAAGAGGCAGUUUAUUGUCAUUAUCGCGUACCCAAAACCAUACUCAAUGAGUUAGCAAUGACAGACGGCAAAUAUUGGGUAGAUAUUGUUUUCCUCUCGGCGCAUUUUGUCGUUUUAAGAAUAAUCGGAUAUUGUACAUUGAGAAGAAAAUUGACUGUUUCUUAAGCGAAAGAAAAGAUUAAAAAAUUUGUUAUUGUUAAUCAUCCAGUCACAUCUCUAAGAACGACAGUAUGUUUAGCGUCCAAUUAUUAUUAUUCAUAUCGUCAUGUUUUAUUCAGUACACGCGGUGUUUAUUUGAUCUAUUAUAAACUUGCCUCUGCGCUGUUUAACGCAGAAGUCUCUCCUUGACUUAAUUUGUCAUAAAUUCUCUGUUUCUCUAAAUAUGAGGUGAUUCAACGCGUAUUCAUGUCACGAAAUUUAAUUAUCAAAUCCACACAUGCCUGUUGAUUAAUUGAAGAUGACUGAGCAGUUGAAUACUUCAUAGUCGGUUUGAGAUGUGACUUGAUUUCCUUUACAUUCCAUUCUAAAAUGACCGAAAUAACGCUAUCAGCUGGACUAGGAUAAACAGGGUAGCAUAGAACAAAUUUUAACAGGAUGUAUAAUGGAACGACCAUGUGAUAAUGAAUGUUUGUAUUUUAAACGCGACGCAUUUCGCUAGAUGAUAAAGAUCGGUAUAAGUCAAAAUUUACAUUCGUUAAUGGUAUGGAAAAUAUUACUGUCGUUUCCCACUCUUGCCGAAAUAUAUUAAUGAAAUACGAAGAAUGUACUAUCUUUAUUUUUUUUUAAAUGAGUUGAUGUAAUUAUUUCUGAGUUUUUACUUCUGUCGUGUUAAUUAAAUUAUUAUCAAGUUGAAAAAAGUGUAAAAAAAUAUGUUUUUAAUCUUAUACCGAAGAUGGUUUAAUAUUCAUGAUUCCACUUUGUAGUAAGACGAUCUUGAGAAAUUUCCGAACAAAAAGCGAUCUAUUAAUUUUAGAAUAAUCAUGAUGUCAAUAACAGUGAAUAAUUUAUUUGUAGAAUUUUUGUUUCACUCUUUAGUGACUCAUCCUACUGCUGUCAUUGUAAUGUUAUUGUUGUCAAAAUGUGUAUAUUUAUUCAAGAUCCCGGAACUGAUUAUGGCAGGUACUUUAUAUCUAUUAAAAUUCAAGUGUGAAAUAAAAAUUGUUUACAAUAUAA